Molecule: messenger RNA, 1625 nt
Organism: Hibiscus syriacus
Lineage: Eukaryota; Viridiplantae; Streptophyta; Magnoliopsida; Malvales; Malvaceae
Exons: 4
Coding region: 608-1306 (232 amino acids)
Biological process (GO): regulation of asymmetric cell division
Source: RefSeq, a predicted model, not a curated record
CGAAGAGGAGAAAGGGGGGAAAGGGUACUGAACAAGUGCUAUGACAUUCACUCUUGGCUUACAUAAAACCUUUGGUGAACAAAGAAAAUUCUCUGGAUUUGAAUGGACUAAAAAGAAGAGGGAACUGUGAAGGAAGACCGGAAUUGUGUCGUACACGUUAAAGACAUUCUAUUGUUCUAUGAGGGAAACUGAAUAUGGAUUCGUUUCAGGACUCAGUUUUUUAUUUGGAUAAAAGCUUGAUGGGGUGUAAUUUGCCAGAAUUGGUAGUUUGUUAUAAGGAGAAUGGAUAUCAUGUUAUCAAAGAUAUUUAUUAUAAGGACAAGUUCUUGUUCGACAGUGGCACAGAUGAGAGGUUUCUGCCUUCUGAAAAGGAUCUAGAUGCUAAACUAAUGAAAGAGAAGCUGGAAAUGGAUAUGUCCAUAAACAAUGUUCUGCACUUCCGGAAGAAAAUCAACCUGGCAAGGAUAUCGACAAUGAAUGGGGUUCGAAGAAAAAACUUGAUGCUGAUACAUGUAUACAGGAUGUUUCCUUACUAGAAGAAAAUACCGAGUCUAAUGAGGGGCUUCCGAAUCAGUGUGAUUCUAAGGAUUUGAUUUUGUCAAGGGAAAUGAAGCAUGAUGCGAUGAUGCAAGUGAGUACGGAUGAUGUCUCCAAAGAGUUGUGUGCCCUUGGACUGGGAGAGUUAACUAUGUUGGAAAUGAACUCGGUGAAAACUGAAUCCGUGUGUUCCGACUGCAAAAGUGAUGGAACUGAACAACAGUCAUUUCAGAACUCUAGCGGAAAGGUAGUCACGGGGACACCGCCUUUGGUUUCUGCAGUUGAAGAAUCAAACAAUAGCAGUGAGGAGGCGAUUCUAUCAGCUUCUGCUUUGGUUUCUGCAGCUGAAGAAUCUGACCCUGGGAAAGGGGAAGCUACUUUGAUCAGUUCCAUCCCGGCCUCCAUUUCCGAGGAAUCAAGCAGCAGCUGCAUUGCUAAUGAGGUAUCCAAUGAUCGCAGACUGGAGGGUGGAAGGAUCACGAGUCACUUUGACUCUUCUGCUCCAACCAACUGCAAAGACGAGUGUCGCCACGUUCUUGAUAGUGAAUCGAAGCCUGAAGAUAGAGUUGAUCAACCUUUUUCGAACAAUCUUCAACGGGGAAAUGGAGAGUCUAGUUUCUCUCUUGCAGGGCCCGUAACCGGUCUUAUAACUUACUCCGGACCAAUAGCAUAUUCAGGCAAUCUCUCCCUCAGAUCAGAUGCAGUACAGCAAGCACUCGUUCUUUUGCCUUCCCUAUAUUGCAGACUGAAUGGGAUGCAAGUCCGGUAAGAAUGGCUAAAGCCGACAGGAGACGUUACGGGAAGCAUCGGUGUUGGAGGCAGGGCAUCCUUUGUUGUAGGUUCUGAAAAGUUCUAUUCAAAUCAUAGAUUAUACAAAUCUAUUAUUCUUAACAAGUUACAUAGAUCAAGAUCAUCUUAUUUUCUCUCACACCGAGUAAUGCCCAGUUGUUUAAGAUGGUAUGAUGCUUGGAGUUUCGAUCUCAUUCACGUAACUUGAGCUGUAAGCUAUGCCCUAGAGUUUUCUCAUAUAUUUGUAGCUUUUGUUUUUGGUUUCACUUUCUUUGCUAAUAAUGUCAUGUUCAGUUCUA